Messenger RNA from Anthonomus grandis grandis, 2574 nucleotides. It is a transcript of the gene mats, whose product is annotated as MOB kinase activator-like 1. Gene Ontology annotation, cellular component: nucleus; cytoplasm. NCBI's taxonomy places the organism in Eukaryota, Metazoa, Arthropoda, Insecta, Coleoptera, Curculionidae. The coding region runs from base 166 to 819 and encodes 217 amino acids. Gene Ontology annotation, molecular function: protein kinase activator activity. The transcript has 4 exons. Gene Ontology annotation, biological process: hippo signaling; positive regulation of protein phosphorylation. The record is from RefSeq and is a predicted model, not a curated record.
GCCAUAUGACAUCAAAACAAUAGAACAUCUGAGUAAAAGGUCAUUGAUUUUUUAAGGAAAAUCAAAUUUCUUUCUGUAUUUUUUUUUCGGAUAUUUAUUUCAAUAAAAAGUUUUUUAUUUUCGUGUAUUGUUAGUGCGGCGUUUGGGAAGUUAAAUUGAACAGUCAUGAGCUUUCUCUUUGGAAGCCGGUCUUCCAAGACCUUUAAACCAAAAAAGAACAUACCGGAAGGAACACAUCAGUAUGAGUUGAUGAAACAUGCAGCUGCCACCUUGGGCUCAGGAAAUCUUAGACUUGCUGUGAUGUUACCUGAAGGGGAAGAUCUUAAUGAGUGGGUUGCAGUCAAUACUGUGGAUUUUUUCAAUCAAAUCAACAUGUUAUAUGGCACCAUCACUGAAUUUUGUACAGAAGAAAGUUGUCCUAUAAUGUCUGCGGGGCCUAAAUAUGAAUAUCACUGGGCAGAUGGACAUACAGUUAAAAAACCAAUCAAAUGUUCUGCUCCCAAGUAUAUUGACUAUCUGAUGACAUGGGUUCAAGAUCAACUAGAUGAUGAGACAUUGUUUCCUUCUAAAAUUGGUGUACUAUUCCCCAAGAACUUUCAAUCAAUAGCAAAAACGAUCUUAAAGCGUCUCUUUCGGGUGUACGCCCAUAUCUACCAUCAACAUUUCAGUGAAGUGGUACAAUUAGGAGAAGAAGCCCACCUGAACACCUCGUUUAAACAUUUCAUCUUUUUCGUGCAAGAAUUCAGCUUGAUCGAGAGGCGAGAACUGGCGCCGUUGCAAGAACUUAUCGAUAAAUUAACGGCAAAAGAGCAACGAUAGAUGUUCUAAAGGAGUUUCACUGUUGCACCUCUCUCGUUUUUUGCAUAUAGUUUAUAACAAAUGAUAAUUUUGAGAAAUAUGUUGUCACUUAUAACGUUAUUUCUCAAAAAGCAAAGUCUUCAAAUAUGUAGACUGUGAGCGAAAAUUUUCAACAAUUGUUAGUGCUACCGCAUAAUCGUGAUUCGCAAGCGUAUAAUUCUUAGGGCACACAUUAUACAGGGUGUAUACGUUUUGGUCUCGUAAUUUAUAAGGAUUGGUUGCUUUUGUGCAAUAAGUAGUUUGAUAAAAAAACCAAAGUUUUCUUAUAUAUGCUAAUUUAAACAGAGAAAAAUUCCGACUUGUUUAGGCAUCACAAAUUGCUUUUUGGAGAUUCUCCCUGUAGGUCCAAUUAUAUUCUUUGCCCUUCCCACUGCUGCAUGCCUACGGACAUUUUUCUGCGCAAUAUUUUCCUGUAAUAUAAGUAAAAAUUAGGUAUUUAGUUACAAGGUGUCCUGGAGAGGUUUUUCUGUAUAGAUAAUCGGGAAUAAAGGACCUUAACUGAGGUAAGUUAAGUGAGGAUAAAACAUGUUGGAAAAAAUCCUGAGACAUCUUUUCUAAUAAUGAUAAUAUGGAUUUUGCAGCAAAUUAGAAUUGUUCCCUGUUAAGUGUCUUAUUUUCAGGAAAAGUAUGGGUCAGUUUUAAUUUGCUGCAGACACUAGUUUGUAUAGACAUACACACACACAUCCACACCUCAAACAAUUAUUGUGAAAUGUAGAUUAUAAUGGCAAAAAUAAUAAUAAUAAUAAUAAUAAUACGUAUUUUUCAUACAUUUUCAUAACUAAAAUCGAAAAUUAUAUUUUUGACAUGACACCAUUGUCUUUGUUGUUUUAGGACUUUUUUUGUGUAUUUAAUUUAAUUUUUAGAAUAAUUUAAGUGUUUGUAAAAUUGUUUGUUAUAUUUAAGUGAUUGGUGGGAGAUUUUUCACUGAAUUCAUGUAAUUUCCAGCAAUACCAACGCAUCUACCUUAUCCUACAAUAUUAAUAAAAGUGAAGAGACAUUUAAGCUUCUAAUAAAAAGACAUCAUCUAUUAUUUCCCUUGAAGCAAACAACCUCUACGUCUUAGGGAAUAUAUUUAAAGCCUGAGCAUCAUCAGGCAUUAAGAUUAAAUUUUACUGUCAAACGUUAAUUUUAGAGUGUUUGUUCUUAAUUAUGAAAUGUUUUGAUAGGACUUGAUGAUGCUGCAACUUACGCUGAAAUUCGUAUAACUUUCGAACUAAUUACCUUAGAGAAAUUAAGUGACGAAUGUUUUGUUAGGGCCUGAAGAUGCUUCAGUUUAGGCCAAAACAGGUGUAACUCUCAAAUUCAUUCCUUGAAACUGAGACGUUGUUAUCUUUUUAUUUGAAUUGCCUUAUUACUGAUUUAUGUUGAAUAAGGGUAGACAUGUCUUGGUUAAAAAUUGUCCCUUGCCAUUAAAAAACUUACCUUAACAUGCUUUAUUUGCAAGAUAUUUUAUAAUAUAAAGUGAAAAAUUAACUGAAAUAAAUGUUUCUCCACCCUUGGCCAACAAUAUCAUAAGUAAUAUUGUUAUUAAGUUCUAAAACUAAGACUACUGAUCUGAUAAUAAUAAUUGUGUAUUAACUUUAAGUAGACAUUGUGUUUUCAUUAAUUUUAAUCUAUUUUAUUUAAUUUAUUAGCUUAGUUUUUCAAGGACUUUUUUGGCGAUUUCACUGUUAUUAUUUCUAAAUAUUUUAUUAAAAUCUUAUUAAAGCUAUACAA